Molecule: messenger RNA, 663 nt
Organism: Trichobilharzia regenti
Lineage: Eukaryota; Metazoa; Platyhelminthes; Trematoda; Strigeidida; Schistosomatidae
Source: the annotation of a GenBank genome assembly
AUGCCAAUGUAUGAAGUUCUCUCUGGACAGGCGACGUGCCCAACAUGUUCAGGGGCAGGAUAUGUACCGAAAGAUUCAAAGGCAGAAUAUGUGGCCUUAAUUCCUUUGACGGACCGACGACUGCGACCACGCAGGAUGUGCCUCAAGUUAUUCGGCGCCGUGGUAGUAUGCUCUUUAACUUUUGUCCUCCUUUUGAUAUUCCUUUUCCCACGAACAAUCUCUAUUAGCAGCUCAGUAUACAAACUAUCACCGAUUACUGCUAUCGUUAACAGUGAAAAUUCUGUGAUAUACCUCACUGUGAAUAACCAAAUCAACGUUUCAAACCCAAACUUUGUCCCGGUAACAGUUAACAAAAUCACUGUAUCUCCGAAAUAUCGUUCGGUUGACUUACAAGAAACUGUCUCCAAUACCACCUGGACAACGCCACUUCGUUCAAAAACUUUGUUAAACGUAACGACAUUGUUAUACUUUGAGCACAAGCAUUUUGAUGUAAUUAAACUGUGUCUUAUGAAGCUGGAAUACUUUCAUGAUAUAUAUGUAACUUUUACAUUUCACGUGAGUUACACAUUAUUAUGGCAAAACUUUGACGCCUAUCUCACAAUUAUGCCAUUGGUUGAUUGUUAUCCAACCAAUAGGAGUGCACCUAGCAUGACCUUGAUGUGA